Molecule: messenger RNA, 7152 nt
Organism: Alosa sapidissima (American shad)
Lineage: Eukaryota; Metazoa; Chordata; Actinopteri; Clupeiformes; Clupeidae
Gene: atn1
Product: atrophin 1
Cellular component (GO): nucleus
Molecular function (GO): transcription corepressor activity
Source: RefSeq, a predicted model, not a curated record
AGGAGACUGUUUGAAAAAAACUGCAGGAGAGAAAGAGGGAGGUGGUUUAUGCGAACCGCUUGACUGGACACCUCAGGUUUAACUGUAUCAUUGAAAAAGGAAAGGGAACUGACUGCAACUCGCCUUGAUGCUCUCCACUACAAAUCUGCCUUUUUGAAGGCUGCUUUUUUAAUGCAAGUAGAUAGGGAAAGUUGUGGAAGUGGAAUGCGAAAUGAAUGCACAAAGAAACUUUAGAAUGUCGCCUGCAUAGAAGGCCUAUCACGUUUAGGCUUGCGGUAUGUUACAAAACAGAACUAUCCCUUAUGGGCGCCUGCAAAAAUAUAGUUUCCUUUAAACGACAUGUGUUACACAUCAUAGGAAACUGGAACAAUAGUCUAUGUGGUGAGGUGGGCUAGGUGAUCGCCACAGUGGAGCCUUCGUGGAUAUCGUUCGUAGGCUAGUCUACAUAAGCACAGUUUUCAGGACAUGAUUGACAAUAGGAGUUAGGCUAUCUGAGUAAGGUCCUCCCCUCUUUCUCCACCAUAUUUUGUGAGUUUAGGCCCUCUCUGCGCCUCUUCCUUCUCCUUCCCUCCCUCUCUCCCCCUUUUCCUUAAGAAUAUGGAAAUCACGCCCCCUUCUCUCUCUCUUUCUCUGCGACUCGCUGUGGAUCCCUCACUCGCCCCUCCGUCAAAACCGUACGCGUACCGACGGCAAAAAAGUGCAAGCCGUCUUGACAGAGGAGAGGGGGAGAGAAAGGAAAAAAAUAGGGUUGAAGGGGGUGGGGAAGAGGCAAACGUACGCAUCAAUUUGUACAGUCUUCAGCAGCAACCCUCUCCACGCACUGACUUAGGAGGGGAGCGGAGAAAAGGAACAUUUCGGCAUUAUUGCAAUGUGAACCUACCCGUACCUUACAGUGUAUGCAUGCACUCAAUCCAGUCCGUGUAUGACAACGUACAGUACAACCAAGGGACUGAAAGAAAAAGAGGAGUGGGAGAAAGGGACACGCUUCGCUGGAUACCAUAGGUCUCUUAGGCCCCUUCCAAACACAGGGGUCGGCUCUGAUCUUGUUUUUGAAAAUGGCCGCAGGGAAGAAAUGGACCACGUAGGGUGGCGACAAUGAAAACCCGAACUCACAAAGAAUCGAUGCCCAUGCGCAGUGGGCGCAGGAGGGGGGGCAGUGAGGAGAGGAGGGGUAGGCGCCCUCACCCCAGCCCCUCUCGAGCCGAGCGCAAUGACAGGCAGACGCAACGCACGUCUGGUGAAGAACUGCCAGUCAACCGCUUCAAUUGUAGAUCCCAAGGUCACGAUUCGUCCGAGAGUGAGGGGGAGGAGCUUGUUCCACCCCCAAAGAGACAGAAAGUACAGGACUCUGUUUCUUCUAAUCCCCCACCUUCAACCCAUUCCACCGACACCUCAACUUCAGCCCCGCCUCCGUCCUCAGCACCCAACCAAUCACGAGAAAGUGACAACGAGGACGGCCAGUCCCAGGGCAGCAGGAGCUCCGUUGGCGGAAGCUUGGCCAAUAGCAGCAGCAGCCUGAGUAGCGGGCGGGACAUUGACCAGGACAAUCGUUCCUCCUCCCCAAGCCUGUCUGCCUCACCUCUGGCCAGCCUGGACUCAGAGUCCGACUCGCCCGACUCCCCGAAGCAUGGCGGCGACCGGGAACGCCAUGACAAAACCAAGGAGAGUGCCGCGGCCAAAUCGGGCACAGAGGAGCGGAGGAGUGCCACCCGGGCUGCAGCCGAGGAGGCCGUGGAGCACAGGGACGUCGACAGCGCGAUGGAGGAUGUGGCUCCCCUGAAGCCAUCGGCCUCACUGGCCCCCUCCCUCCGAGGGUCUGUGGAGAUCCUGAGCGAGGGCAAUAGCAGCAGUGGAGGCGGCAGGAAGUCCUACUUUUCCCUGGACUCCAAGCUGGUGACCAAGAUGGACUACACUGGGCCUGGGAUGGCCGAGGGUGUGCACGCUAGCAAUCGGAUCAACUCCAAAGCGAACGCUCAGGGCGUGAACAAGGUGGUGGUGGGAGGGGUCGAGUUCCCCCACGGCACCCCCAACGCCACCCAUCCUCCACCCCUGCCCCCUCCACCUGCUCUCAAGCCCCUGGAGGUGGGGCAAAACCUGCCUGGGGACUCCAAGGGAGACAAACUGGACAAGGGUGACAAGUCGGCACCUCCAUCCCUUCUGCCCCAGACCAGCCCGUUGCCCCAGCAACAGCAGCAGUCGCAGCCUGUCCCUCCCCACUCUCACCAUUACACCCCCACCAGUUGGCCAGGAAACGCCACCUCCAGUUGCCCCGGAAACUGGGGCUACGCUCGUUACCCCGGCAACCAUCACCCGCACCCCCCAGUGCAGCAGCAGCAGCUACCCUCCGUCUACAACCCCCCCUCCUCCUCCCGCCACUCCUCACACCCGCCAUACCUGCCCCACCCCCACCGGGAAUACCUGCCCAGGUAUGCAGGUGGCGCAGCAGAGCGGGGGCAGGGGCAGGGGCAGGUGGAGAGAGAGAGGGGGGUUCGUGAGUUUGGGGGAAGGGGGGAGAUGGGUCGGGAGUUCCCCAUCGGUAUCAACAUCAGCAGUGGAAACAGCAGCAGUGGCAGCAACAGCAGCAUAAACAGUAACAGCAACAUGAGCACCUGUGGAGUUGGGGGGGCCGGUGGCAGUAACGGUGGUGGUGGUGGUGGUGGUGGUGGUGGUGGUGGUGGUAACCAGGCCAGGGACUUUGGGAGCCUGGCAGGGGGCCAGAGCCGCGAGUUCAGCGGGCUGGGCCCUCAGGGAGGGGCGCGUGACGGCCCCCCAGGAGCAGGCGGGGGCAGGGAGUUUGGGUCGGGUUUCAGAGACAGGGAGAGAGAGAGGGAGAGAGAGAGGGAGAGGGACACAGGGAGGGAGUUUCCUGCUCCCAACCAGCACCAGGGCCAAGCCAGGGACUUCGGCCCUGCGGGGGCAGGUGUGCACGCCAGGGACAAGGAGGGCAGGUGGGGGGAGUUUGUGGGGCAGCUGCGAGAAUCCGGGGGCAACGGUAACCCUGGUAAUAAUAGUAACAUAGCAGCGGGGAGCGUCAACGCCCCAGCAGGCGGGCUGGCCGGACUGAACCGAGACCCGCCGCGCUCACCCCAGAACAGCAACCCGAACCACCCGAACCACCCUGCCCAUGCGUCUGUGCCCCCACACACACAGGGUCCAAACCACCCAGGCAGAGACUACCCACCUGCAAUGGACGCUCCCCACCAGCACCCACAGCAGCAGGCACAGCAAGGGCAGCCCUCUCAGGCCCCUUCCUCUGGAGCAGACCCACACCCACCCCACUAUCUGAGAGAGUACCCUGCCCCGGGGUCAAAGGAGUACCCCCCUAGUGCCCCCCCCACCAGCGCCGCUCACCAGGGUGGAGCCAGAGAGUACCCCAGCCCCCCAGGCAUGGCCCAGAACAUGGGGCGUGAGUAUGCUGGAGGAGGGCCAAUGCCCCACCCGCCCCAUCCACACUACCAAGGUCAGCCCGGCCUGCCCCUCCAGACUCGGGACCGAGAGAGGGAGAGAGAGGGUGGUGCCCCCCCACCUGGACAUUAUCACCACAACCGAGCCGGACCCCACCCUCCCGCACUCUCCCCUUCCACUGGAACUUAUGGACAUCCACCUGUUCCUUACCCUCCCCCGCCUCCCCCUCCCCCCACCUCCCACUCUCAGCCCCCACCCCCAUCCGGCCACUCAGCCAAUCAUGCUCGAGCAGGACCGUACUCAACGACCAAUCAAACGCCCCCGACCCCACUCUCCCCUCUACCUAGCCCCUCAACCAAUCAGAUGUCUGGGAUCCCCCCUUACCCGUCAGCCCCUGCUUCGACAGCCAACAUCCCACUUCCUGCCACAGGCGUGGCAACUUCCUGCUCCUCUGGAUGCAGGCCCUCUCCCUAUCAUAGCACUUUAAAUAGUCACGGCCCUUACAGUAGCGCUUACCAUGGCAACAGUCACAACGUCAAUGCCAUGGUAACAAACAACAACAAUGCCACCAAUGGUGGUACCCUGAACAACAAUACUAACAGCACACACCUGCAGUCCCUCUCUCCCCAAAAUCCCCUGAAGGUCCAGCAUGGUUCACACGGCCCCCCUGGUGGUCCCCCAAUGGCCAAUACCGUGGGUUCAGAUGGUCCGCACGAUGCAGCAGUUGGCUCCUUACAGCCGCCAGUCAUAAAGGAAGAACCCAUGGAAGACAGAGAGGAGACUGACAGCCCGCCCCCUGUCCUAAGAAGCCCCUCCCCUGAGCCAAAGCCUGUCGACAUUCCAAUCCACGCCAGCCAAUCAGCUCGGUUCCACAGGGUACUAGACCGAGGCAGUGGGAACUCCUGUGCCCGCAGCGAUGUUCUCUUCGUUCCACUGGACGGUUCCAAACUGUGGAAGAAACGGAACGAGGCGAUUGAGCGCGCCAGAAGAGAGGUGGAGCAGCGGGCGAGAGACCUGAGAGAGAAGGAGAGGGAGAGAGAGAGAGAGAGAGACCUGGAGAGGCAACUCCAGUGUCAGCAGAAGGAGAGCGCCAGCAGCACCACUGGGGUGUUGGGGGCGGGUGGGGCUCGUCCCAACACCUCCCUCUUCUUCCCCACUUCCUCCUCCAUCCUCCUUGACCCCGCCUGUUCCUCCGCCUCCGCCGUGAAUGUGGCCCACGUGGCCUCCCACCACCAACACCACGCCGCCCACCACCCGACUCAUGUCCACUCCCUCCACCACUCCCACCCUCUCCACCCCUCCCUCUCUCACUCCAUCCCGCACUCCCUGCUCCUGCCCGGCAUGGGGGGCCCCUCGACGGUCGUGGGCCCACAGGGGGCCCUGGGGCUGAGCCUGGGGGGGCCGUACCUGGGGCCGGACACGCCGGCCCUGCGCACGCUGAGCGAGUACGCCCGGCCCCACGCCAUGUCGCCCCUCGGGGCGGCCGCUCGGGCCCAGCCCGGCCACCACCCCCACCUGCACCCGCACGCCCACCCGCACGCCCACCCCCACGUCCACCCGUCCUUCUUCCUGCCCCAGUUCCAGAACCCGGCGCUCGGCCACCCGCACCACCUGCCCGCCGACGCGGCCACCGCGGCGGCCAUUUUGGGCUUCCUGUACGGCGGCGGCCUGGAGGGGGGGCCAGGGAUGGCGGCCCACGGGGCCCACGGAGGGGGGCCGGGGCACAUGGGGGCGGCUGGCUUGGGCGGGAUGGGGUUUCCACACGCGAUGGCCCACCGUGACCGCAUGAAGCCCGGCUUCGAGUUCAAGAGCGAGGAGCGCGUCUACCCGGCGGGCGCCAUCACAGAGGCAGCGCUGUCCCUGUCCCAUGCACACACACACAGCCACAGCCACACACACCCGUUGCUCCUGGGAGCGGGGGCCGCGGCCGGGGGGUCCACGAGUGACGUGUCGCUUUACGGCACCCCACCUCCGUCCGGACCACCCUCCCAGAGCCUCCCAAACACCCCCCUUUCCACACCAGCUGUCCGUCACCCAAACCCCACCCCCCAGGCCAUCACAGCCCAGCCCUCCGCCUCUAUAGUCCCGCCCACUCUCCCUACCCAGCCCCCACCAGUAGCCUCCCAAGCCACACCCACCCCGACAGCCCCUGCCCAAUCUACACAAGCCCCUCCCUCGACUGCCCCUCCCAUUGGCUCAGUCCUGCACCACCCCGCCCCUCACCCAACUUUCCCAAACAUUAACCCCACCCACCCCAUGCCAGUGGCCCCGCCCCCGCCCCAGUCGGCCUCCUCCGACAGCUACUCCUCCUCCCAGAGCCGCUCCCCUCUGAGUGAGCGCGCGCGCAGCGUGGAGCGAGACCGCGACCGCGAGAGGGAGCGCGAACGCGAGCGUAGCCUGCCGGCGGAGAGAGAGAGAGAGAGGGAGCGGGAGAGGGAGAGAGGAGCAGUGUCUGCAGGAGGAGGAGGAGGAGGAGGAGGAGGAGGAGUUGCAGCUGGAGGAGGAGGAGGAGGAGGAGGAGGAGGAGGUGCGACGACAGGAACAGCAGCAGGAGCAACGGGAACUGGAGAGACUCUGGGCCGUUUGCCGAUGCUGAACGUGACGCCACACCAUCACCAGCAUUCUCACAUCCACUCCCACCUACACCUGCACCAGCAAGAUACAGUGGCGGGAGGGGUACACCCCCUAAUGGACCCGCUGGCGUCCGGCUCGCCUCUCGCCCGCCUCCCCUACCCCGGGGCCGCCCUGACGCACCCCCCCAUCCUGGCACACCCCCUCACUGAGAGCGAGGUCCUCCGACAACAGCUCUUCGGAGGUCCCUUCCGGGAGCUGCCCCAGUCCUCGUCUCUGGGUGGCUCCAUGUCGGCGGCGCACCAGCUGCAGGCCAUGCAACAGGCCCAGAGCGCUGAGCUGCACAUCCAGCGGAUGGCGCUAGAGCAGCAGUGGAUACAUCACCACCACCACCACAGCCUAGCGCAGGACGAGUACUACAGCCACCUGAAGAAAGAGAGUGACAAAACACUGUGAGGGAGGGAUCCACAGGGGGAAAGAUGAGAAGAGAAGAGAAGAGAAGAGGAGAGGAAGCGAUGGACAGAAGGAGAGAAGGAGAGGAGAAUAGGAGGAGCACAUGUGCAAAUAAAUAAAUAAAUAGAUAAACGAAUGAUAUUCAACCGAGAGCACUGAAGUUGACUGGCAGAACUGGAAGGACCCAGAGAGUCCCAGCAGCACGCCAAUGACCAAUGAGAAGACCCGGAACUGAGCCACCAAGUCACGUCUGGCCAAUCACAGCCUGUGUAAUUACCACCAGGCCCCGCCCACACACCCAGUGGAAUUUUACCAAGCUCCGCCCAGCCUUGUGAUCAUUGUACCUUUGUAAAGUAAAGGCUGCGGAGACGGCAACAGCACCUGUACCAUAGAAUACUCCCCAGAGAAUGUCUACAAAAUGAAGUCCUGUUUUAUGUCUUUGCAUGUAGCUAGAAGCCUACCCUGACCUGGUGAAACACUUUGUUUGUUAAUGUUUGUCUUUUUGUUUAUGUUUUGUUUGUUUGUUUGUUUUUAUUUUUUAGUGAAGCCCUCACUCUAAAAGGACGGGUUUUUUUGUAUGUAUGCAUGAGACCAAUUUAGUGACAUAUUAUGUUUAUUAUUGAUAGUAUAAUGAUAAUAAUUAUUAUCAAUGUUGUCUGUUUGUUAAUAAUGAUAUGAUUAUAUAAACAUAUUAUUUUGUAUUAUUUUUUUACAUUUUCAUGG